Messenger RNA from Clupea harengus (Atlantic herring), 5092 nucleotides. RefSeq lists its product as uncharacterized. The record is from RefSeq and is a predicted model, not a curated record. Lineage: Eukaryota; Metazoa; Chordata; Actinopteri; Clupeiformes; Clupeidae.
CGCGCUCGCUCUCCCUCUCCCUGUAUACUCUCGCCUCUCCUGGUUAAACGAAUGACGUAUACGACGUGUAGCCUCACCUACCGAUACUAUCACUGUGUGUAUUUACACACACACCCAUUCCACCCACUUAGAUGCACUCACAGGCUUAAGAUGUACUUCACCUGUGUUUGCCUCCUCAGUCUCUCUCUCUCGUGAACCCUGGGUUCCGUAGACUUUCGGGCUAUUCCUCCUUUACCUGCUGUUCUGCAUACACACAAGCACCCAUUUAGUGGCGAGGUUCUCUCCUCUGAGAGCAGCGACACGACCAAGCAGCUGUAACGGCUCUUGCCCCUUCAUACUUACUGCUCUCCGCUCACAGGGCCUCAAACAUACUGGUUGAUAUUGUGUACCUGUGUGUUUGUGAAGAGGGGAGGGGGGGGGAAUAGGGAUGUGAACGUCUGUGCGCGUUCUGGAUUCUGUAAUUUCUUUACCUUGUCUCUCUCUUUUUGUUUCUUUUGAUUGUCUUGUCUUUUUUUGAAACCUGGGUAGAAUUAUUAUAAUUUUUUUUCUAACUAAACUGAAAACUUGUUCAGUCAUGUGUAAUGUGUUAAGUGCACUGAAAGAAAAUAUAUUAAAGGGUGUUGCCAGUUUGUCAUCCCAUACCUGAAAAUGUUCUUUUUUUUUUUUUUUUAUUCUUUUUUUUUAAACCUGAUUAUUUCGAGUCCCUCAUAGCACAAUGGUGCAAACAGCUGUAGUGUUGAGAAACUGCUUCGCCUUACCUCAUUGUGGUUUAAAUGGGAGCCACAUGGAAGCCUUCAAAGGCUUUGAAGUUUCUCUUUGGACAUUUUCAGCAUGUUCAGUAAUCUCAUUGUUUUGCUGAAACAAACUGAUGCAAACCAAGCUUUGUAGCUGGCUUUAUGUCCUCUGUUUGAGGACUUCAAGGAAAUUAAGAUUUAAAAGGCUUUGGACUUGUCAAAACUGCAGCUACUGCCACAAUUGUGCUACAGAUUGAUUGGAAUGGUCAGGUGUAACAAUUUUAGUACGAUAAGAAUUGAAAAACGCUGGAUUCCUUCUUAAAGUAAGUCUUUCUUUGUUCUCUCUCAUUUGAUUGUUUAUUAAGUGGGUUCUACCUUUUUCUUAAGUUUGAUCAAACCUGUGGAAAUGCUCUGUAAUGCAGAAAAAAAGGCUUGACAUUGAAAAAAAAAAAAAAAAAAACCUGCAUGUUGACCACAACUGUAGUCCUAAAAUGUCAUUACCAAUCAUGUAAGCCCUGCCCACCUCGAUUUCCCUUGUGUGGAUUGUCUAGUGCCCCCUGUUUUGUUUUGUAUUGGACUGCAUAUUAAGUGGGUAUAAGGGGUGUAUGGUUUUCCGAAUGCUGCUGUGAAUAUAAUAUAAAUGGUUAAUAUAAGUAAAUAAAUAAGCUUUUUGGGAAACUAAAAAAAAAUGACACGUAAUGUUUGUAUAUGCAAACUCGGAAUCAUAAGUAACUUUUAAUAAAGAUUCCAGGAAGUGAUUUAAUGGUGUCAUGUCCUUUUCUGAACAGAUACAACUAGACAGGGUGUAGUGAUUCUGGGGGCCCAGGAAAAUGGCAUUCCAAUAGAACACUACACUCUUGGAUAACAGCAUUAUAUUUGACCAGUAUGUGCAGAUUCUCAGUGAUUUUCUAUAACUUACUUCAACAUUCAGGUUGUUCUCUGACUGGUCCUCCAUAAUAUAUAUAUCCUCUAGAGUGCGCUAGUCAAGAAACGUCCCAGUACUGAGCAUAUUCCAUUGCUACCUGCAAACAAGGAAAUGUGCCGUUUCAGCUGUUCAAAGAAAGCCGGUGAGAUUUCUCUUGUCCUGCCGUCUUACAACAGACGAUGGUGUUAGUGUUAUCAGUAGUCACACCCGUGGGAGUAUUAACUGGAAAUGGUAUUCAUUAUUUCAAAACCCUCACUUGGCGAUAGAAUGAUGGCUAGUUGACGUGCUCGUUAGCUUAACGUUUCCUUUUUAAAUAACCUUAGCGGCUAUCAAUCUGACAGCCAACCAUUACCAUGGUAAGGUAGCAAGGCGGCGAGUAUCUGGUGUUGUUGUGUUGAAAAGUUUGAGAUCCCUAAAAUCGCUGGUACGUCAAGAUUUUUUUGCUAUUGAAAUAUGUUCGAAGUGCUCAUUCGUACAAGGAAAAGUUACAGCUGAGCCUGGAUCAUGUACAUGUCCAUUCUUAGUCAUUGGCUUUGGUCCUGUAAGUAAGUUAUGGGUAGCCUACACUUGUUAAUGUAGCAUGCGUUAGCGUUAGAGAUAAUAGGUUUUAUUAAUAGCAUUUGCCCUGAUCGUCCUCCAGUCUAUAAACGCUCCGCUCAGGACUUCAUGAUAAUUAAACCAGUUCGACUGCAUCUGGCUUUCCUGUGAAGGGAAUUAAAUGUCAGUAAUGUCAGACACCGUCGUCAGAAACUGUGGUGUAAGUGAGGGAAAUGAGGAGGACAGACGAGAACUUCGAGCUGACUCACCUUGCAGUGGAAAUCUUAUCGGGAAUUCUGUUAGACAGAAGAAGCUCAUCCUUCACAUUGACCUGAACAAUACAAUUUUAGUAUCCGAUGCCGUGACUAAGCAAGGGACUGUCGCUGCUUUGGACUACUUUCUUUCUUCGGUUACUUGGGGACAUAUGUCAAAAGGUAAAUGGGAGUGGAUGUGUGAGGCUCCCUCCCUUUCCCCACCCUGCAACGAUGCCGUCAGCUACUACUCCAAGUUCGGCCGAGUGGCAGGCUUCACCAGCGCAGGACCUGGACGGAAGUUUCGCGGGGUUCUGGAGGAGCACCUGGCCCUGCUGCGCUGGCCUGCAGACCUGCCUGAAGACAAGGAGUUAUCUGUCAGAGGGGAGGAUGGCCACCUUUACCACUGGAUCCUGCCCUCUUUCUUCCAGCUGCUCCAGGACCUGGCCUCUCAGGGCAGGGACUUUGCCAUCUUAUUCCGCACGUUUGGCACUGACCUGCCCCGGGUCCUGUCGGUGGUCCGCAGAGCCCUGAUCCAGGGGACCCAUCCACUAUUCCCUGACCUCCCUGCACUAAAGCUCUCUGUGAGUGAAACCCCUGGCCAGAUCCGCUGCAGUGCCAAGGGCGCGGUUCUGAUCCGAGGGGAGGAGAAGCUGUCGUCUCGCGAUGGAGACCGAGGCAUCUACCAGUACCUCAGCUCUAUGGAAGGCCUUGGAGGCUUUCAGGACCACUUUGACUGGUGGGCACGCAACACCUACUCCAUCUUGGGUGGGAAGCCUUUAUGGGUGGACCCUUUUGAUCCCAAUGUCCAGCACAUCUUCGUUGAUGAUAACAUUCGGCAGACAGAUGAGGAUACAAUUGUCAACCCCAAGGUGUUUCUGGACCCUGAAGGCUCCCAGACCCGCACGGCUUGCACAUCGGAGCUGUACGACCUCUGCCUGGUGCAGAACGACCUCCUGCAGGCCAUCUCUGACUCCAGCUACUUCAGCAAGCGCAUCCAGAUCUGCCAGGAGAACUACGAGAGGAACCUGCAGCAGGGCACCGGCUAGACCACGUAGCCCCCAUCAUCUUGCAUGGCAAAGAUAGAGGGAGGAAGGAAUGGAAAAAAGGGGGGAGACAAUUUGAUGGUAUUAAAAGGCAGGGGGCUGUAUUUAUUUGAUACAUUAUAUGGCAGCCUUUUUAGUCCUGUCGGAGUGUUGGAUGUAUGGCUUUUGAGUGGCUUUGUUCCAAUAACGUAUAGUGUAAAGGUCAGACUUGUUUUCACUUCCUGUUCUUCCCUUCCUUCCUCCUUUCAGAGAAGAUGUUGAUACCCCCUGGCAGUUUUUUAGGCAAUUCCCUACCUCCAGCAUUUUUUUUUUUUUUUUUUUUAAGAAGCUGUUGUUUUUUCUUACUGAUAUAAUUCCAUUUGAAAGCCUGUACUUAACAUAUAUGUACGAUUUCCUGUUAGCCUGCCUAAAACAUUGCAAGGGGUAUCAUUGCCAAAGGACCUUAGUUCUCUAGAGCUGACACCAACAUGCGUGAUGAACUUUCAGUUCUCACAUGAAUGUCUCUUCAAUCCUCAUUUUUUCUCUCAGGGCUGAUUGAUGCCUAGUGUUAGAAAUGCAAAAUAUUUUUGUAGAAUUAUUUUCUUUGCUGUUGUUUUUGAAUGGCCUAUCAAAAUAGAUUUAUACAGAGUAAGAUUUGUUGUGGGUAGGUCAUAGUAGAAGGGUGAUGGGAUCAGGCUAUGUGUGCUUUUUGCUUUUAGUCCAUUGACAUUAGGUCCAUUUUUAUCCUCAAUUGAACUUUAUUUAGACUUCACGAAAGGUUGGCCAAUAACGUUUAUUGUAAAUGGAGCACAAACUGUGGCAGCUCACAGUUGUUCAAUUGCUCCAGUCUUCCACGUCAUGCAGAAACAGGUCAGUGUGCAUUGGGCAGUGCACUGCCUAAUGGUUCAUAAAUGCAGAAAGCAUACAAAGGAAACCAUAUCCUUUCCGUGGAAUUCUUGCACAUACUGUAUGUUCAAGUUUUCCAUGUUUCCCAGGUCAGAUGAAUACAGUAUGUAUGAUCUCUGAAAUGUAGCACUGGUUGAUGGUGAGCUGUUUAAUUUUGCCUUUUACAACUACAUCAAGAAUACAAUGUCUUCCAUCAGCGACACAUUUGGAUUUUUGCAUCACAAGGGGAUGUUCAUAUGCACUGGAUAUUGACUAGCUGUGGCAGAUUUAGCACUUGCUUAAGUUAUUUAUCUAUGCUUGCUCUUAUUUAUUUGAGUAUGUGUUAGCAUAUCUCAGUUUUGAAGGGUUAUUUGCACUUGAGUUGACUACUUGAGGUCUUGAGAGACUCUAUAUUCUAGGAAUGUGGCCUCGCCUGAGGUAGAGUUUUGUUAAGGACUAGAUCUACAGGAUUUGUCAGGCACCACUUGGAAGGACACGUUCUCUCGUUACACAGGACAGAAAGAAAUGCAUUCAUAUUUUAUAUUUAGUAGAAGUUUGUGGUUUUAGAAAAGAUGUCCGUCUCUAACUGCGAUUAUGUCAUCAAAGUUAUCUACCACCAAUUCAAUCUGUCAUCUGUUCCUCCUGAUAGGAACAACAGAGACAUGAUGGGCCCACUGUGCCUUUGAGCACAGACCAGGCCUAUCCCUACACUUCAAAAUAAAAGUCAUGAAUGAA